GUACGAGCUAAAGAAGUUUGAAUGUAGCCUACCUUGGGCAUGGCUUCUAGUUCUGUUCUAUCCGGGUGGUCCCCAUGUCUACUAUUACAGUUUGUAAUGCUAUUAUCACUGAAAGGUCUUUGUACAGCCUUCAACGUUUCGAAUAUAUCGUCAAGUCCUACAAUCAGUCCAAUUUUCUCAUCGUCAYUAGUUAAUGCAAGUUCUUCCAUUCUCCUUACCACAACUAUUACUACAAGAACAACAAGAACAACGCAUGUACCGCCUUCAUCGCAACAUACCAUCAUACCAUCACAAACACAUACUGUUACAUCUUCAUCCAGUAUUAGUCCAACUACCAAAYCUAACCAAACCAUUAUGAAUAAAAAGCUAUCAUCAUUUGGUAUUGUGAUGCUGUGCUUUGGAGGUAUUCUUGUAGUUGUUUUGAUUGUCUGCUUGACUGUGAUUUGCUGUCAUGGCCGAGAACGAGGGCCAGAAGGAACACAUAUUCCUCAUUCCAAYGUCAAGAUGAAACCAUGGAAAUCGAGUGAAAUAAGUACCACUAACGAGCUGACAGAAGACACAGUUGAUGCUCUAGACCAACCUAACCAUUCACAAAGUCAUCACAAUGUAGGAAUAACCGCUAGUCCUCAGACAAGCCCUACCCUAGCAACAAGCCCUACCCUAGCAACACCAUCAUCCAACAAUAACAAGAUCAGUACACCCACUGGAUCAUUUAGGAAUCUACAAACACACUCUCCCAGUGGGGACUUGGGGGAGUUUGGACGAAAAUUAUCUCUUGGGCGUCAAGCCUAUSAGCAUGAUAUAAYGCCUAAUGAGACUAUAGCUGAGCAUAARGUUGCACAAAAGGCCAAGGGAGAGCAAGAUGAUAUGACAAUUCAUUAUGUGUGAAGUAUUUGGAGUCUAUCUUUGCCAGUGACAAGAAAAGAACUGCUCAAGAYKGUCUUGAUGGCCUUGUACUAUUGACACAGCCUUUGAGAAUAACCCAUGCUGUUUUGAUGCUGAAAAUUAUUAUUUUUUUGUUCUUUUAUAAGCUGAUACAUAAUAUACCUUGUAUAAUGAAAUAAAUCAUUUAUUACUUA
Molecule: messenger RNA, 1079 nt
Organism: Exaiptasia diaphana
Lineage: Eukaryota; Metazoa; Cnidaria; Anthozoa; Actiniaria; Aiptasiidae
Exons: 7
Coding region: 40-888 (282 amino acids)
Source: RefSeq, a predicted model, not a curated record